Paracoccidioides lutzii Pb01 is the source of this 762-nucleotide messenger RNA. Its product is annotated as bacilysin biosynthesis oxidoreductase bacC. Bases 1 to 762 code for a protein of 253 amino acids. Gene Ontology annotation, molecular function: oxidoreductase activity. The record is from RefSeq and is a predicted model, not a curated record. The transcript is spliced from 3 exons.
AUGGCAACAGGGCGUUUACAGAACAAAACGGCUCUCAUCACUGGUGGAGCUGCUGGGAUUGGGCUUGCCAUCGCCACAAGUUUUCUUGAGCAGGGUGCAAUGGUUCUUAUCGUCGACUUUAGUCAACCGAACCUUGACAAAGCCCGUGUUUUCUUGAAACAAAAAGGCGUUGAUGAAAGCCGAUAUGUACUCCACCAGGCUGAUGCCGCGGACGAGGAGUCCGUCAUUCAAUCGAUAGAGAAAUGUUGGAAAGUAUUUGGAGCAAUGGAUAUAUCAAUAUUGAAUGCUGGAAUAGGAGGGAGAGAAACCCCUAUUGUUGAGCAAAGCCUCGAAGACUUCGAUAAACUCAUGCAUAUAAAUGCUCGGGGUGCAUUCAUCGGCCUGAAGGAAUCCGCAAAAAAAAUGAUCGCCAUGAAGAGGCCCGGCGCAAUAGUCUUGACAUGUUCGACAGCUGGACUGCGCUCGCGGCCUAACAUUGCCUGUUACUCCAUGACCAAAUUCGCAGUUCGCACUUUGGCAAUCACCGCUGCCAAAGAGUUGAUGCAACAUGGCAUCCGGGUGAACGGUGUGUGCCCCGGUGUUGUGGAAACUGCAAUACUAGAUCUCUUCCCUAACGCCCGCGAAAUCGCUGCACGAUCACCCAUAGGGCGAGUUGGACGGCCAGAUGAAAUAGCGAAAGUUUUUCUUUUCUUAGCAAGCGAUGAAGCAUCUUUUGUUACAGGGUCGUGUUACAAAGUCGACGGCGGGUGGUUGGAUCAUUAA